This is a messenger RNA of Closterium sp. Naga37s-1, 999 nucleotides long. Lineage: Eukaryota; Viridiplantae; Streptophyta; Zygnematophyceae; Desmidiales; Closteriaceae. The record is from the annotation of a GenBank genome assembly.
AUGACCGGAUCCGCCUCCUGUGGUUCCCAUGCACACACAUGCACGCCCAGGCACCCGGGAACAGCAUCCAUGCACAGAGCACAGCAAGCAACCCACGCCAUCACAGGGACACACAUAGAGAAUUCGCAUUUCUCAUGCAUCCAUACGGGUGAACAGCAGCAAUUACACAGAGGGGUGCAAUCAGCAGCACUGGUGGUAGGCGCGGUACAGCACACCACAGGAGAAAGACCCGUCACAGUGAGCUCACCAUGUGGGCGGCAGAGAGCUCACCAUGUGGGCGGCAGAGAGCUCACCAUGUGGGCGGCAGAGAGCUCACCAUGUGGGCGGCAGAGAGCUCACCAUGUGGGCGGCAGAGAGCUCACCAUGUGGGCGGCAGAGAGCUCACCAUGUGGGCGGCAGAGAGCUCACCAUGUGGGCGGCAGAGAGCUCACCAUGUGGGCGGCAGAGAGCUCACCAUGUGGGCGGCAGAGAGCUCACCAUGUGGGCGGCAGAGAGCUCACCAUGUGGGCGGCAGAGAGCUCACCAUGUGGGCGGCAGAGAGCUCACCAUGUGGGCGGCAGAGAGCUCACCAUGUGGGCGGCAGAGAGCUCACCAUGUGGGCGGCAGAGAGCUCACCAUGUGGGCGGCAGAGAGCUCACCAUGUGGGCGGCAGAGAGCUCACCAUCUGGGCGGCAGAGAGCUCACCAUCUGGGCGGCAGAGAGCUCACCAUCUGGGCGGCAGAGAGCUCACCAUCUGGGCGGCAGAGAGCUCACCAUCUGGGCGGCAGUGAGCUCACCAUCUGGGCGGCAGUGAGCUCACCAUCUGGGCGGCAUGAGCUCACCAUCUGGGCGGCAGUGAGCUCACCAUCUGGGCGGCAGAGAGCUCACCAUCUGGGCGGCAGUGAGCUCACCAUCUGGGCGGCAGUGAGCUCACCAUCUGGGCGGCAGAGAGCUCACCAUCUGGGCGGCAGUGAGCUCACCAUCUGGGCGGCAGAGAGCUCACCAUCUGGGCGGCAGUGA